Molecule: messenger RNA, 2150 nt
Organism: Seminavis robusta
Lineage: Eukaryota; Bacillariophyta; Bacillariophyceae; Naviculales; Naviculaceae
Source: the annotation of a GenBank genome assembly
UGUGGAUGUUCUUUUGAGUUUCGGGAAACCAACGCUGGCAGACUCGUACUCGUAGCAUAUACCACUGCAACCAAUACGCGAUUGAUGUAUCCCUGCCAGCCCUAGAAUAGUAGCAAGGAGCUAGAUAGCAGCAGCAGCAGACGAAAACAAAGUGAGAGGUAGUCCAUAGAUUCCAAGGUCAACCAAAAUGAUGAGGCUCUGUCACGGCCAUUUCCUGUUGGUGGCAACGGUACUGUCAGUCUUCUGUGGUAGUGCCGUGUCCCUGUCAUUCCAAAGUAAUAAUGUUGUGGACGAACGCUCGAUUCUUCUAGAACUAUACAGCGCCACGGGUGGUCCUUCCUGGAACGAGAAUCAAGGUUGGGAAGAUGCUACCCCCGAUGGAACGGAUGACUAUUGCGAGUGGACAGGCGUCAUUUGUACGGGUGAAGCCGAUCUGGACACAUUUCAGCGGCGACAACUGGAGGAAGACGACGGAGACGAUGACUAUUACCAAGAUGAUGGCACUUCUCCUGCUGCUGGCACUACUAGUAGUAGUAGUACGGCUGCUCGUGAGUCGUCGUCGUCGAACAGUAAAGAUCCCCAUCGCGUCAUGGGUCUCGACUUGACGCAAAACUUUUUGCAAGGCAGAACUCCUGCAUCGCUGUGGAAACUUCCCCUACUUCAGUACCUGAAUGUCAAUCACAAUGAUAAGCUCCAGGUGGACUUUAGCAGUGUCCACGACGCUCCCCAGCUCAGCAUUGUCAAGGCACAGUUCACCGCGACUGCCUCGUUGGCCGGAUUGGAUCACGCUUCCUUGACCCUCAACGUGGUACACCUCUCGGGGUGUCCCCUCCGCAGUUCAUUCCCCGCCGAGUUGUUGGCAUUGACCAAUCUACGCGAUUUGCAACUCUCUGGUUGUCAACUAGAAGGAAAACUAGAUGGCAUUCAAAAGUUGACCAAUCUGCGCAAUCUCAACCUAUUUGACAAUCAGUUGCGAGGGCCAUUGCCCAAUGAAAUGAUUCAAAUGACACGAUUGCAAAAGUUUAGUUGCAGUCGCAAUCAACUCACGGGAGACUUGCACGUGGUCGAUGCCUUGGUGGAUUUGGACGAAUUGUACCUGGCAGAGAAUCAGUUCCAGGGACGGCUACCCUCGCUGUCGGCCAUGCCGCGAUUGUCACGAGUCUUUUUGAAUAUGAACCAGCUCACGGGGCCCGUUCCUCCGCAAUUUCUCUUGGGUAUUACUACUUGGGAACCCAACUUUGCCGAAACGGCCGGAUGGAUUCGGGUCGAUAUCUCCAAGAAUCAGUUGACAGGGAUCCUUCCGGAGAGUUUGGAUAUAUUGCAAGAUUUGUCCAUGGACUUUAAUUGGCAAGACAAUCGAUGGGUGAACGUUUCCGAAGCUCUUUGUGACAAUGAGUACUGGAACCGUGGAGCUGUCAUGAACUUUGCCUGCGAUGGGUUGGCAUGCCCCCCAGGAACCUACAGUGUCAUUGGACAUGCCAGCAAUAGCUACGCGUGUCGUACUUGUGAUGCUGCCGAGUUUUACGGAGUGUCGACGUGUGUUCAAGAAAAUGACAAGGCUGCCUUGAUUGCACUCUACAGUGAAACCAACGGAAACAACUGGAUCAAUAAUACAGGAUGGAAACUAGCCCAUGACUGGCAGGGACUGUACGAUACCGGUGACAUUUGCGAAUGGUACGGAGUUACUUGCUUUCAACCAGGAGAUACCGAUGACGACAGUGCGGGAGGUAGAGUUCGGAGGAUUGACUUGUCGGGGAAUAACUUGGUUGGAGUAGUCCCUGAAGACCUAUUUACAAUGGACUAUUUGGAUACCCUCGAGCUUUCAGGGAAUCCCGAGUUAGUUGUCCCACUCACCAAGAUGGAUGAAUCGAGUGAACUUCGAUACCUCGAUAUCAGUCGAACUGCCACGGUCAACUUUGAUGGACUCGAGAUGGCGUCCGAUUGGUUUGCCUACUUGAUUGCCGAUGGUCUGACUUUGGGAGGGACCUUGCCGAAACAAGUUUUGAACCUGACCGCUCUCAAGCUUCUUUCCAUGUCCGAAUGCCAGUUGAUUGGCACCGUGCCUGAGAAGUUGGCCAAUUUAAAACAGCUCAACGAAUUGUACCUGUUUGACAACCACCUUCGCGGUUCCAUUCCCGAUGCUAUUGGGG